This is a messenger RNA of Funneliformis caledonium, 153 nucleotides long. Lineage: Eukaryota; Fungi; Glomeromycota; Glomeromycetes; Glomerales; Glomeraceae. The record is from the annotation of a GenBank genome assembly.
AUGGUAAGGGCAAGAGACCGAUUACUUAAACGAGAAUUUCGCCAACAAACUAAGACGCAAGGACUUAUCCACGCAUGGAAGGAUGGAAAGGAUGGAAAGGAAGAUGAUCUUUCGUUGGGGCAAAUAAAAAGUAUUAUGACAAUCGCAUGCUGA